ACCCAUAAGCAAAUACUAUUCUCUCCUCCACCCACACAGGUCCAGAUGGGCAUGCAAAACUGGACUUGGGAAAUUGAGACCCUGUCUUGUUUGCAUCCCUCAUGCUAUGCUACGGUUCUCUGGGGAGGCUUCUCUACAGGGACACCUGGAUUUAUUUAAAGCUCUACACUAUCCAAGAGGUAAAACCACCAGUCUUCCACUCCACUUUUAUGAUAAGCUGUUGUGUCCAGGAGAUAUUCUAAAGCAGCAACAUCCCUCUAAGUUUCCUGCCAUAAUUUUUUAUGUACCCACUUUGGGAUAGAUUUAGGGCAAGAGCUGGAUGCUUGUUUGAAGGAAAGAUCCCGGCUUAGAAUGUGCACUUAUCCUUCUCCACGGAGUGGUCUCUGAAUCUUAAGUAGAUUAGCCAACUAGAGAAGAGACAUAAUGUUGACUCUGACUCCUGCCUUAACUGUGUCCUAUGAAGGCAAGCAUGUAUUUCUGUUCAUUUCAGUCUUGGAGUUUGUAGUGGGGCUGCUGGCCAACGUCUUCAUUUUCUUGGUGAUUUUUUGGGAUGUGGUGAGGAGGCAGCCCCUGAGCAACUGUGAUCGUGUGCUGCUGUGCCUCAGUCUCACUCGGCUUUUCCUGCAUGGGCUGCUAUUUCUGUGUGCCAUCCAGCUUGCCUACUUCCAGAAUUUGAAAGAGCCACUGAACCACAGCUACCAAACUCUCAUCAUGCUCUGGAUGAUCGCAAACCAAGCCAGCCUCUGGCUUGCCACCUGCCUCAGUCUCCUCUACUGCUCUAAGAUUGUCCGUUUCUCUCAAACCUUUCUGCUGUGCUUGGCAAGCUGGGUCUCCAGGAAGACCUACCAGAUGUUCCUGAUUGUUAUUCUCUCCGUCUGCUUCUGCACAGUCCUCUGCGUUUGGGACUUCUUUAGAAAAUCUCACUUCACAGUCACAGCUAUGCUAUUCAUGAAUAACAAUACAGAACUCAACUGGCAAAAUACAAACAUCAAUUUCUUUUAUACCUUUCUCUUCUGCUAUCUGGGGUCUAUACCCGCUUUUCUGAUUUUUCUAGUUUCUUCUGGGGUUCUGAUUGUCUCCCUGGGAAGGCACAUGAGGACAAUGAAGGCCCAUCCCAGAAACUCUUAUGACUCCAGCCUAGAUGCACACAUUAAAGCCCUCAAAUCUCUUUUAUCCUUUCUCUGCUUCUUUGUCGUGUCAUUCUGUGCUUCCAUCCUCUCAGUGCCCCUACUGAUGCUGUGGCAUAACAAGAUAGGGGUAAUGGUUUGCGUUGGGAUAUUGGCGGCAUGUUCCUCUGGACAUGCAGUCAUCCUGAUCUCAGGCAAUGCCAAACUGAGGAGAGCUGUGGAGACCAUUCUACUCUGGGCUCAGAGCAUCCUCAAGGUAAGGGCCGACCGCAGGGCAGAUCCCAGGAUACUUUGCUGAGAACAGACAUGAAAUGGGCUCUCCAUGAAGACGCCUCUGAAUCCUCAGGAAAACAACUCUGAUUCUUCAUGAAGCCUCCCAAUCUAUUCCAUAAAACACAACUGAAAAUCUCUCUGCUUUCCAUCAGUGUUCUCUUCCAUUGAAGAACAAAAUGAUUAAAGCUCUCUAUACAUGAC
Molecule: messenger RNA, 1601 nt
Organism: Microcebus murinus (gray mouse lemur)
Lineage: Eukaryota; Metazoa; Chordata; Mammalia; Primates; Cheirogaleidae
Gene: TAS2R38
Product: taste 2 receptor member 38
Biological process (GO): sensory perception of taste; G protein-coupled receptor signaling pathway; detection of chemical stimulus involved in sensory perception of bitter taste
Cellular component (GO): membrane
Molecular function (GO): G protein-coupled receptor activity; bitter taste receptor activity
Source: RefSeq, a predicted model, not a curated record